AUGGAAUGCAAUCCAUGGGAAUAUGACACGUGGCACUUUGGUAUACCAUUCGCUGGCGAACAUAUAUGGCCACAAGUACCACAGUUAUUGACAUCUGUUUGUAUAUUAGUCUCACAGCCAUUACUUACAUUUCUAUCACAAUCACCAAAUCCCGCAUCACAUGUUUUAUUCAAACAUAUACCGGAGCAACACUGUGCUGUAUUGUUAUCGGCUGUACAUUGUUUAAAACAAAAGCCGCAGUUAUUGACAUCUGUUUGUACAUUAGUCUCACAGCCAUUGCUUGCAAUUCCAUCACAAUCACCAAAUCCCGCAUCACAUGUUUGA
Messenger RNA from Didymodactylos carnosus, 324 nucleotides. Lineage: Eukaryota; Metazoa; Rotifera; Eurotatoria; Philodinida; Philodinidae. The record is from the annotation of a GenBank genome assembly.